Scaptodrosophila lebanonensis is the source of this 2613-nucleotide messenger RNA. It is a transcript of the gene Noc3, whose product is annotated as nucleolar complex protein 3 homolog. The coding region runs from base 77 to 2563 and encodes 828 amino acids. Gene Ontology annotation, molecular function: chromatin binding. Gene Ontology annotation, biological process: DNA replication initiation. The transcript is spliced from 4 exons. The record is from RefSeq and is a predicted model, not a curated record. Gene Ontology annotation, cellular component: nucleolus. NCBI's taxonomy places the organism in Eukaryota, Metazoa, Arthropoda, Insecta, Diptera, Drosophilidae.
AAGGCUUUGUGCCAUGUGCUCGCGGUUAUCAAAGCAUUUUACUUACAAUUACGUUUUUUAGUUAAAUUCAAUAAAAAUGGGCACGAAAAAGGUUAAAAUCAGUUCCGUUAAACGUGCUGCACAUCUGAAGGCAAAGAAAACACCGCUAACAAAACAGCAACAACAAAAGGUAAAGCAAAAGCAGGAACAACUUAGAUCCAAGCGUGAACAGGGCCAGAAUAUAUUUAGCCAGAAGGCGCACAAGCGAGACAACUUAGCUCAACGCAAGAAACGCAAUAAGCAAGCAUCUCUGGGCCAACUAAAUGUGUCCGAUGAUGAUGAAGAUGGAGUCGGCGAUGGGGAUAUGCUGGACAAUGUUGCGGACAUGUUGGAUGGCGAUGAUUUGGCUUUGCUGCAGGAGCGAAAUAAACGAAAGCGGAAAGCGCAACCGGAAGAGCAACAACUGCAGCAACAUUCUGUAGGACUGGAAAUGGAAUAUCGCAGUGCUAGCAAAAAAGAACUGGCAGCGAAGAAAGUCAAAGUCGACCUGUUGCCCAUCAAAUCGCGUGAUGGUGAAAUCAUAACACGAACCACUGAAGUCGACUAUGUGCCUAAGCCAAAGCAGCGUAAAGCGGUCCAGGAUAAGAACGAGGAGGCAGAAGACGAUGACAGUGGAGUCAGCGUUUAUGAAGACAGCGAUGAUGAUGUGGUCAAUGAUGCAGAGGCCGCUGAAUCUGCGCCGAAAGCUAGAAUGAUAUCGACAGCAGAUCUGAUGAUUGCAAGGCAGCAAGAGAUUGAACGUCAGAAGUACCGCAUUGGCAUAAUUUGUUCGGGUAUUUUGGAGAAGCCCGAGGAUAAAAUGCGCAAUCUCAAUGCGCUCUACGAGCUUAUGGACGAAGUGAAUACAACAACUGGUCUUCCCAAUUUGAUAACUGUUCGUAGAUUGGCAAUUAUUUCCGUAACCGAGAUAUUCAAGGACAUUUUGCCCGAAUAUCGCGUGGGACAGGUGGACACCAAAAUGCAAACGGUGCGUAAAGCCACCUUGGAGCGGGUUACCUAUGAGAAUGCCAUGCUGCAGCAGUUUAAGAAAUUUCUACAAAAGCUCGAGUUUCUGACAGCCACCGUGACCAAACGUGGAGGCCAACGCACCCCUAAGGCCAUUAUAAUGGCAGCCGUGGCUGUGGACUCCAUGUGUGAAAUUCUCGCCGCACAUCCGUACUUCAAUUAUGUGCAGAAUAUUGCUCAACUUUUGGUCUAUAUGCUGAACUGUAAUUAUGCUAACAUGCGCGCCUCAGUCCACAAAUGCUUUCGCACACUCUUCUCCACCGACAAGAAAUUGGACAUGAGUCUGUUUGUGGUGCGUCGCAUUAACCAUCUGAUUAAAACGAAAGAAAAUAAUGUGCACUUGGAAUGCAUAACCUGUCUUAUGGGCUUGAAAAUCAAGAAUGUUAACCUGGAUGCAGAAAAGGAGAAUGAGUUGAAGCAAAAGAAGUUGGAAUCGCAUAGGCAGCGUCUGCUGAGUUUGUCCAAAAAAGAACGAAAGCGACGAAAGAAGCUUACCGAGCUCAACAAAGAACUGGAUGAAACGCGGGCUGAGGAAAACAAGCAAACCAAACACCACAAGUUGACGGAAAUUAUUAAAAUGGUAUUCACCAUUUACUUUCGAGUGCUGAAAAAUGAUCCCACGUCUCGGGUACUCAGCGCCAUACUCGAAGGAUUGGCAGAAUUCGCGCAUGUUAUCAAUUUGGAAUUCUUUUCCGAUCUUAUCGAUGUGCUUAACCGCAUUCUUGAGGAGCAAGAGGAGGAGUUGGGAUAUCGAGAGCAGCUGCACUGCAUACAAACAAUUUUUGUCAUACUGUCCGGCCAGGGCGAGGUGCUGAACAUAGAUCCCAUUCGCUUCUAUCAGCAUUUCUAUCGUAACAUGUUGGUCGUGAAUGCGGGCAAGAAUCAUGCGGACUUUAGCAUCAUAUUGCGUACCAUGGAUGAGGUGUUAGUGAAAAGAAGGCGCAACAUGAGCCAACAACGUUUGAUGGCCUUUGUAAAGCGGCUACUGACGGGCAGCUUACAUUUACUUCACCACGGUACUUUGGCCUCGCUGGCCACCAUUAAGCAGACAUUCCAGCUGACAUCAGUGCUGGAUGCUUUGCUCGAUACGGAUGCCAGCUAUGGCUCGGGCCGCUACGAUCCUGAGCUAGAAGAUCCGGAAUACUGCAAUGCCGCGAGUACGUCGCUAUACGAGCUCGCGUUACUAGCUCGCCACUAUCAUCCAACAGUGCGUCGCAUGGCAGCACACAUUGCCAAUGGAGUACCAGCCUCGGGAGAGGGUGCAUUACCCACAGAGAUUGGAAAACUCACUGCACAUGAACUCUUUGAACAGUACGAUAGCACGCAGAUGGUCUUUAAUCCAAGUAUACCGCUGCCCAAUAAAUGCGAACCAAAGUUGAAAAAGGGCAGGCGAAUGUUUAUACGAGAGAAUUUCCGGAAACACUAUCAGCAGGUGCUGCAAAGGGAAGUAGAGGGAAGAUCGUCACAGAAAUUAUUGCAAUUCGAUUUUCUUAGUGAACUAAAUAAACAGACUCUGUAGUCUGCUGUAACGAACGUCUGAAGAAAUACAAUUACUGAUAAUACCAUGAA